Messenger RNA from Recurvomyces mirabilis, 1545 nucleotides. RefSeq lists its product as uncharacterized. Bases 1 to 1545 code for a protein of 514 amino acids. Lineage: Eukaryota; Fungi; Ascomycota; Dothideomycetes; Mycosphaerellales; Teratosphaeriaceae. The transcript has 5 exons. The record is from RefSeq and is a predicted model, not a curated record. Gene Ontology annotation, biological process: transmembrane transport; carbohydrate transport. Gene Ontology annotation, molecular function: carbohydrate:proton symporter activity. Gene Ontology annotation, cellular component: membrane.
AUGAAGGCAGAGCAGAUCGUUGGCAAGGCACUAGCAGAAGUGCUGCCAAUUACCGAUAAAUGGUGGUUCCAGCAAAGUCACUUACUGCGUCUAAACCUCUUACUGGUCAUACCGCUGCUAUCGUCGUCGGUUGCCGGAUACGAUGGCUCACUCAUGAAUGGACUACAAGCACUCCAUCAAUGGCGAGAUUACUUUGGACAGCCACAAGGUGCUCUCUUGGGACUUGUCAACGCUGCUCAGUCCAUCGGCUCCGUCCUCGCCUUGCCCAUUGUAGGCUCCUUUUCUGAUAAAUUUGGCCGCAAGCCAGUUCUAUUUGCAGGCUGCAUUGGUGUGAUCGUCGCCACGAUAAUUCAGGCUACUUCCACCACACUCGCACAAUUCAUCGUCUCUCGGCUCGUAGUUGGCUUCGCAGGAAUGUUUGUGGUACAGCCAGCGCCUCUCUUGAUCGCCGAAGUCGCAUACCCGACACAUCGAGGCAAAUACACUGCAGCGUAUUGGACGAUGUAUUACUUGGGUGCGAUUCUCGCUUCAUGGACAACAUUUGGCACACAAGACUAUGUCUCUACCUGGAGCUGGAGAAUCCCGACCAUCCUGCAAUGUGCCUAUCCGUUGAUACAGACAGUUGGUUUGUUCUGGGUGCCAGAGUCGCCAAGAUGGCUAGUGUCCAAGGAUAGGAACUCGGAGGCACUUCACAUCCUUGCUAAGUAUCAUGCUGCAGGAGAUGCGCAGAGCCCACUUGUGGUUCGUGAGAUGGGCGAGAUUGUUGAGACGAUCAGAAUGGAGCAAGAUGCCAAGUCCACAACUUGGGGCACUCUGGUUGCCACGCCCGGAAAUCGAAAGCGAUUGUUCAUCGCAGUAUGCUUGGGAACAUUUGCACAAUGGAACGGAAUCGGUGUCGUCAGCUACUACCUCUCUCUGGUACUGGACACAGUCGGCGUGACUUCCGCCUUCGACCAGACACUCAUCAACGGUCUGCUACAAGUCUUUAACUUUGGAGCUGCAGUCAUGGGUGCUAUGUUAGUCGACCGUCUUGGCCGCCGGACUCUAUUCACUUGGAGUGGAAUAGGCAUGCUCAUGUCCUACAUCGUCUGGACUGCGUGCUCGGCUGUGAACAACAAUACUGGCUCUCAGCCUGCUGGCAUCGUCGUUAUUGUCUGCCUGUUUACGUUCUUCUUCCACUACGACAUCUGCUUCACGCCUCUCCUCAUGGGCUACACGACCGAGAUCAUGCCCUUCAGCAUCCGCUCCAAAGGAUUAUCGUGUGAGCUCAUGGCCAUCUAUGCAUCGUUGGUCAUCGCAGCAUUCGUCAACCCUAUCGGUUUGGAGAACAUCGGUUGGCGAUAUUACAUUGUAUUUUGCUGUCUGCUCGUCAUAUUCUUGGCAGUCACAUACUUCACGUUUCCCGAGACUAGAGGGUACAGUCUCGAAGAGAUCGCGGAGGUCUUCGAUGGACCAUCGGCAAGGCCCGAUACUGCUGCAAUUGAGCGAAAGCUGAGCGACGCUGCCUAUGAUGAGCAGAUUGAAGAGCGAAUCAGUAAAGUGUAG